UACGUCAAAGUCAAACUUACAUUCAUCCAUCUUUUUCUUCUAGUGUUGACAGCGGGAAGGCAAACAUGUCGGCCCACAAGACAUUUAUUAUUAAGCGCAAGCUUGCGAAGAAGUUGAAACAAAAUAGACCAAUUCCCCAAUGGGUCAGAAUGCGUACUGGAAAUACAAUUCGUUACAACGCUAAGAGGCGUCACUGGAGGAGAACCAAGCUCAAGCUGUAAGCUUACUGUCUUGUACCUGUUAAGUGAAUAAAUUUAUUUCAAAACUC
Vanessa atalanta (red admiral) is the source of this 268-nucleotide messenger RNA. RefSeq names its product 60S ribosomal protein L39 (gene RpL39). Lineage: Eukaryota; Metazoa; Arthropoda; Insecta; Lepidoptera; Nymphalidae. The transcript is spliced from 3 exons. Gene Ontology annotation, cellular component: ribosome; cytosolic large ribosomal subunit. The coding region runs from base 66 to 221 and encodes 51 amino acids. Gene Ontology annotation, molecular function: structural constituent of ribosome. Gene Ontology annotation, biological process: translation. The record is from RefSeq and is a predicted model, not a curated record.